Musca vetustissima is the source of this 573-nucleotide messenger RNA. It is a transcript of the gene Ppcdc, whose product is annotated as phosphopantothenoylcysteine decarboxylase. The transcript is spliced from 3 exons. Gene Ontology annotation, biological process: coenzyme A biosynthetic process. Gene Ontology annotation, cellular component: phosphopantothenoylcysteine decarboxylase complex. Gene Ontology annotation, molecular function: FMN binding; phosphopantothenoylcysteine decarboxylase activity. Lineage: Eukaryota; Metazoa; Arthropoda; Insecta; Diptera; Muscidae. The coding region runs from base 1 to 573 and encodes 190 amino acids. The record is from RefSeq and is a predicted model, not a curated record.
AUGAAAACAACAAAAAAUCUACUUUUGGCCUGCACCGCAAGUGUGGCCACCAUUAAACUACCCUUGUUAAUUGAAAAACUACAAAAUUUGGAUACGGAAUUUAAUUUUAAUAUUAAAGUAAUUUUAACCGAGCAUGCCAAACAUUUUGUCAAUGCCACCGAUUUACCACCCAAUGUUCAAAUACUCGAUGACCAAUGUGAAUGGUCAGCCUGGAAUAAACGUGGUGAUCCUGUUGUACAUAUAGAUUUAGGAAAAUGGGCUGAUAUGCUGGUAAUUGCGCCGCUGAGUGCAAAUUCAUUGGCAAAAAUUGCAGUUGGUCUCUGCGAUAAUCUCUUACUGUGUGUGGUACGGGCAUGGGAUUUUACAAAACCUCUACUCUUCUGCCCGGCCAUGAAUACGCGCAUGUUUGAUCAUCCCAUAACUGCGGAGCAUAUUAAUAAAUUAAAAUCAUGGGGCUAUCAUGAGGUGCCGACGGUAUCCAAAACAUUGAUGUGUGGCGAUACGGGUAAUGGUGCAAUGGCUGAGGUAGAAACAAUUAUUGAAAAUAUUUUAUGUAAAUUACGUGCUAUGUAA